Adineta steineri is the source of this 473-nucleotide messenger RNA. The record is from the annotation of a GenBank genome assembly. Lineage: Eukaryota; Metazoa; Rotifera; Eurotatoria; Adinetida; Adinetidae.
UUUAUUUUAUUUUUAGUGCUUGGUUGAGAAAUGAAGAUUCAUCAGUUGUUUCUCGUUUAUCUCGAUUAAUUGAAGCUGUAACAAAUUUAAGUAUGAGAACAGCUGAAGAUCUUCAGAUUGCAAAUUAUGGUGUUGGUGGUCAUUAUGAACCACAUUAUGAUUUUGCACGAAAAUCAGAGAAAGAUGCGUUCUUAGGUCUUGGCGCCGGAAAUCGUAUUGCUACAUGGUUAACUUAUUUGAGUGAUGUCGAACAAGGUGGUGCAACAGUUUUUCCUGUCGUUGGCGGUCAUUUGAAACCAAAAAAAGGAAGUGCUGCAUUUUGGUAUAAUCUUUAUGCAUCGGGUGAAGGAGAUUACAAUACUCGUCAUGCAGCUUGUCCUGUAUUAAUUGGAAACAAAUGGGUUGCAAAUAAAUGGAUUCAUGAACGUGGUCAAGAAUUUCGUCGUCCAUGUUUACUAGAUCCAAUGGCAUAA